This is a messenger RNA of Ilyonectria robusta, 2340 nucleotides long. RefSeq names its product SNF2 family N-terminal domain-containing protein. NCBI's taxonomy places the organism in Eukaryota, Fungi, Ascomycota, Sordariomycetes, Hypocreales, Nectriaceae. Bases 1 to 2340 code for a protein of 779 amino acids. Gene Ontology annotation, molecular function: ATP binding; ATP-dependent chromatin remodeler activity. The transcript has 9 exons. The record is from RefSeq and is a predicted model, not a curated record.
AUGACGGGUGAACAUUUUCAAAUUGAUGUCUGGGUUCCUUGGGAGGAAUGGUUUGCAAAGGAGCCUGAUGCGCAGGGCUUAAGCAUCAACAAUCGAAAAAUUGUGAUACUGAAAGUCGACUUGAUUCUUUCUGGACCAGAUCAAUUUCUAGACAAAAUCGCCACCGGUCUAGGGGGAAGCAAGAUAUAUCUCCAAGACCCUCACAUGGGGCUGUUCCAACAUCCUUAUGCUAAUCCUCAGUCAUUAGACUUACCAGAACUGCCUGCUGAGUUCCGGAUGACGAUAGACGGAAACCCUACAGAAUUUAUGGCAGAGGAUGCUAGUGAGGCGGAAGAUGAGGUCGAGAAAAGUCGAGAAGGGAAUUCAAUCGAGCUACACGACCUCAUCGCCGACAUCGACUCGCUUCUCGAGGCAUCCCCAGUCCAUAAGCCUACCAUUGCUGCGAAGAAAGACGCCAGGAUGAUCUCUACUCUCUUUAGUCAUCAACAGGAGGCGGUCAACUUCAUGAUUGGUAGAGAAUCAUUGGAAUUUGAACUAGGAGAGGGACUGUGGGAAAGGAAGACUCUAUUGAGCUCCGAAGUCUAUUACCAACACACCAUCACAGGUGCCAAGAGUGAAUCCGCGGAAGGGUUUAUGGGAGGCAUUCUCGCUGACGAUAUGGGUCUUGGCAAGACUCUGACCACGCUCACGUUGAUCGCCAGAUCGAUUGAUCACGACAGAGAAUUUAGUUCUCAAAGCUCGCGUCAAGUUCGUCCAGUUGCAGCAUCAAAAGCAACUGUUGUCAUUGUCCCAUCAGAGUUGCUAUUGAAUACCUGGGUGCGCGAAAUCGGGAGACACUUCUACCCUGGGUCCAUCCGAUAUCUCAAAUACCACGGCCAAGGGAGACGAGAUUCCGAUAGCCGGCUGAAUCAGCAAGACAUCAUACUUACCACGUACGGCACGGUGAUGGCCGAACGCCGUCGCGGCAACAGUCCCCUCCACCAAAUCGAAUGGUAUCGACUUGUCUUGGACGAAGCACAUACCAUUCGAAACUGGUCCAGCAAGCAGUUCACUGCCGUGCACAGUAUUUCUUCCCAGAGGCGCUGGUGCCUCACCGGCACCCCGAUUCAAAACUCGCUUGACGAUCUCGGGUCACUCCUCAAGUUCCUGAACAUGCCACUCUUCAAUGAGCCAGCGAUCUUCAGGAAAUACGUAACCAAGAUCCGAUGCCACGAAGGUUCGACGAAAGCAGAUUUCCAAAAUCUUCGACUCAUCCUGUCUGCAAUAUGCCUUCGCCGAAACAAGGCAAUUCUGCCGGGCCAAGAACAUGAAACGGAGGAUCGCCGCCCUAGCUUCACCCCUGAGGAACGAAACCAAUAUCGCAGUAUAGAGCUUGCGUGUAAACGGGCUCUUGGGGUGGGCAGCAAGGGCUACGGUAACGAGAAAACUCACCACAAGGUGAUGGAAGCAUUGCUCCGUCUAAGAAUGUUCUGCAACAACGGUCUGGACGACUGCAGCCGAUCUAAGCCCAUGAUGCUGGGUUCUUCCUCGCGCCCUGAUGAAAUACUUAGCUUCCUUCAACAAAGUGGCGAAGCCAUCUGCGCACAUUGUUCAGUUGACGUACUCUCUGUCGGAAGCCCAUCUGAUCCAGAUACGGGAUCCCUAACUCCUUGUUGGCGUGUUCUUUGUGGCGAGUGCACGCAACAACCCCGAAGUGAGCCAGGAAACGAAAAUUCUUACAUUUGUUCUUUUUGCCGUCAGAAACACAGCAUAGGAAAUGGCCCCGAGGAUGGCGGGCUUGCUAGGCCGUCUGUUGAGAGACAGUAUCCAUCCAAAGUCCGGGAGCUCGUUGAGGAUGUCCAGGCUCACUAUUUGAAAGAUAAAUGUGUCAUCUUUUCCUUCUGGAAGACCACACUGGACGUUGUCGGCGAUGCUUUAGAGGCACGCGGUGUCAAAUAUCUUCGAGUAGAUGGAAACGUGUUGGCAAAGAAACGGAACACCAUCCUCCUCGAUUUUCAAAACAGGAGCGCCUGGAGAGUGCUCAUCAUGACGUUCUCCACCGGGGCUGUCGGUUUGAAUGGUCUAACAGUUGCAAAUCGAGUUCACAUUCUUGAGCCUCAAUGGAACCCUGCAGUAGAGAGCCAGGCCAUUGGCCGAUUCCUUCGAAUUGGUCAACAGAAGAAGGUGACCGUCGUGCGGUAUGCAAUGUUGAGGUCAAUUGAAGAGGUUGUGCAAAGUAAACAAUUACGAAAGCUACAGUUGGCUGGUGGCGGAUUUACUCGCCACGAGGAUCGGCGAGGGCAAAGAAUAAGCCAGUUACAGCAGCUCCAAGAAUACUUUGACACAAGAAGUCAGCCAUAG